Messenger RNA from Formica exsecta, 3028 nucleotides. RefSeq names its product phosphatidylserine synthase 1 (gene l(3)77CDf). Gene Ontology annotation, molecular function: L-serine-phosphatidylethanolamine phosphatidyltransferase activity. Bases 211 to 1584 code for a protein of 457 amino acids. The transcript is spliced from 6 exons. Gene Ontology annotation, biological process: phosphatidylserine biosynthetic process. NCBI's taxonomy places the organism in Eukaryota, Metazoa, Arthropoda, Insecta, Hymenoptera, Formicidae. The record is from RefSeq and is a predicted model, not a curated record.
GCGUCGCUUCGUUCAUGACCGAUCGCUCGCACACCGGCGUGAAGUUGCGUGCUGGUUAGAUGGUAAAUUCACGAGGUUCAUGGUGCACGAGUCUAUCACAUACCACCAUCGUGACGACCGCGUUUACGGGAGAGGCACGAUUUGGCGCGAGAAGGCAACGUGGUGCAUCGAUGGUGGUCGAACAAGGCUAAGGCGCGAGAACCAUCGAGGAUGUCGAUAGUAUUCCGGGAGACUGACAACACCAACGUCGUCGAUCAUGUCGGCGAUGACAGACUUCGCGCCGGGACCGACAGCUUCCCGAGCAUCAACGAGAGGCCGGUCGACGACAUCUCCCUCGAGUUCUUUUACAAACCGCACACGAUCACCCUACUGCUCAUCUCCAUUGGCGCCGUCAUAUACUCGGCGUUCACUAGAAAUACCACCAAUGUCGAAGACAACAUGUGGGCAGGCAUGUUGUGUGUCAUUUUCUUCUUCCUCAUCAUAUCCGUCUUAACAUUCCCCAAUGGUCCAUUCACGAGGCCUCAUCCAGUGGUAUGGCGGAUAGUAUUUGGCUGCAGUGUUCUUUAUCUGAUGGGUCUGUUGUUUAUGUUGUUCCAAAACUACGGGACAGUCAGAAGGAUUCUGGUAUGGGUGGAUCCAGGUUUAGCGUCUUUCCACAUUGACAUGGACAAGGAGUAUGGCGUUAAUUGCUCAGAUGUCACGAUAGAAAAAAUUUGGAAUCAUUUGGAUGUAUUUGCAAUGGCUCAUUUUCUCGGCUGGGCCUUCAAAGCUAUUCUGAUUCGUCAUCUUGGCAUUCUCUGGGCCAUCAGCGUCAUGUGGGAGGUGACAGAGAUCGCCUUCGCGCACUUGCUGCCAAACUUUGUCGAGUGUUGGUGGGAUGCGUUGAUUCUGGAUGUUCUUGUAUGCAAUGGAUUGGGUAUCUGGGUUGGUCUGAAGAUCUGCUCUAUAUUAGAGAUGCGAGAAUAUAAAUGGGUCAGCAUCCGUGACAUCGAGAGUACUACUGGGAAAUUGAAGAGAGCAAUGUUGCAAUUCACUCCUGGUAGCUGGACAUCUGUCAGAUGGCUAGAUCCCACUUGCACACAUAUGCGAUUGGUCGCAUUGUGUCAGUUAGUGAUAUUCUGGCAAGUCUCCGAGCUCAAUACCUUCUUUUUGAAGCAUGUCUAUGAGUUUCCGCCAUCUCACCCCUUUGUUGUGGCCAGAUUAGUGCUAAUUGGUGUCAUAGUCGCACCAUCAGUUAGGCAGUAUUAUAUGUUUGUGACUGAUCCGACAUGUAGUCGAGUGGGAACUCAGUGUUGGGUGUAUGGGGCUAUCAUGGUGACUGAAGCCCUACUGUGUAUACGCCAUGGUGCAGCUCUAUUUGAGCGCACUCAGGCUCUCAAUAUCCUCCUCUGGCUGCUCUGCCAGUCUCUAGUCUCUGUUCUCUGUGUCUAUGGCUGCGUCUUGUGGCAUCAGUACUUUGAGACGGGAAAGAAAGCCACUAUAAGGCGGUCCGUCUCCCAUCUAGGCAACUUUAACACAAACGUAAGCGGGAAUAUGGUUCGCCGUACGAAAUCUGUGGAAGAAUUGGAUAAGAAGGAGCUUUGAGGGGAAAACUAAAGAAGACCGUUCGACGGUGAGCUGUGAACGUUAAUGAUAUUUUCUAGUCGAAUAAAACAAUCGCGCGUAGAAAUUCAUGGGAUGAAUGAUAAUGCGUGCGUGGGAAUUAAUUACUUAUGAUAUGACGUGGUGUAAAUGUCUCCGAAACCGUUGUUCUUUGUUCCUCAGAAUAAAUGGAUGUUGUUACGUUGUUACUACUUGAGUGAUCCGCGGACGCUCCGAUUUAGCGUUCGGUCAGGUUCGAUGCGAGUCUUGCGUAAAAACCAUUUAUUGAUUCAUAUUCAUAUACAAUUAUAUUUCUACUCAUUUUCAUUUAAUGUAGCUGUAAUUUUAUCUCGCAAAGAAUGCGCUUGCAACGACAUGUUUGCUAAAAUACUGGUUUUAAAUUUAAGACACAUUACAUAUCUUCCUUGCACACGUGUGAAUAAGAAUCUCUUUAUAUAUUAAUUUAGAGAUACAGAAGCAAAAUACACACGUUUUUCGACUCUUUUUUUUUAUAUAAAAUUGGAUUAAAGGUAUAGUCUUACAUGUAUCGUUCGUGAAUGGAACUUAAAAGUAAAUACUUAGUAUUUUUAAUUCCAAACAAAAGAUAAAUCCAAUCGUUUGUCCGAAUCUAUAUAUUAGAAAAAUUUACGUGUGAAUCUCGCAGAACGGAUAGAGGGACGUGAAUUUCGUUUUUGUAUCCAUCAAUUUAGUCUUUUAAUAGUUUGCGUCGCGAAUAUUUGUAGACUGACCGAGUCUACACUAAAUAAAAUUGAAACGUCCGCGGUUGCCUGUUUAUCACAUUUUCCGCGAACGGUUUUCACUCUGGCAUCAAUGCGGCGGUCUCCUUGAAAUCUAUAUACGGAAAGACGCUACAAACAUCGUUGGGCGCGAUUUGCGAACCUACCGGGCAAUUCCACGCCUCGGCGAGGAGUACACUGUUCGAUGCAGAGACGAACACGUGAAUCCGGUUCGGCAGAUUCUCGCUCUCGUGCAAAGAGAUGUACGACGACGUGAGUGAUGUCUUCGUGCAAUAUGUCUGCAAUCGGCAAAGAUAAAUAAAAAUUCAAUAAGCGUUCAUCCGGACCGAAUCAACGAUGGUCGGUUUCGGGGAUACCGAGAUACUUUGGAUUUUAUUAUUAUCCAAAAUGUUUGAAGAGAAUCCCCCCCUUCCCCUCACUAAAUAAAACUAUUGUUAAUGUAAACCAAACUGUGAGAACAGUACCUGAGCGUAGGCGAGAUAAAAUAAUUGGUUGAUGCGGAGUUUUAUCCACGGAAGCCUCCUUUCUGCAUCCGAUCUCGUAAGAGCCAAAGUAUCAUAGGCUAGUCUGAGUCCCAUAAUUUCAGACAACCGCUCGUUCAAGGUCAAUCGCGGAAUCUAGAAUAUUUCGACAAGUAUUGAUAAUUUGCGUAUGCAAAUAAUUCAAUAAAUUACGCAAUUCGCAGGAAA